AUGCAUCACAUCCCGGCCGUGCAUCGCUCCAUCCUGGCCAUGCAUCACAUCCCGGCUCUGCAUCGCUCCAUCCUGGCCGUGUAUCACAUCCCGGCUCUGCAUCGCUCCAUCCCAGCCGUGCAUCACAUCCCGGCCGUGCAUCGCUCCAUCCCAGCCGUGGACCACUCCAGCCUGGCUCUAUGUUGCUUUAUCCCCGCUGUGCGUCUCUCUGUCCUGGCGCUGGAGCAUCACCUCUCCGCAGCGGCUCGCGCGGGGGGACAGGAGCUGGCAGCGGGGGUCACGGCGCGAUGCAGCCGCCCCAAGGACGUGGCCAACGCGCACAUCGAUGUGGGCAACAACACGCCGCUCAAUGCCUGGCUGCGCUACACCUGCAACCCGGGCUACAAGCGCAAAGCCGGUACCUCCAGCCUCAUCCAGUGCAUCCUCCGCGACGGCUCCACCGAGCCCGAAUGGACCCGCACCACACUGCAAUGCAUCCGGGAUCCGGCUCUACCUCCACUAACGCCCAGCCCUGAGCUCCCGACUGCGCUGUACACGGAGAGGAUGACCCAGAGGGUUUCCAUCCAGACCCUGGCCUCUUACAUUGGGCUCCCGCUGCUGGUGGUCGCCGGCAUCGUGGCCUGCUGCUGCUGGAGGAUGAAAACGCGCGCGGGGCAGCACUACGCAGAGGUGGUGACGGCCAUCCCCAUGGUAGCUCCUGCUGCUGGGAACACGGAGAUGUUGCCACCCAGCGUCUUCCCCACGGGCUGA
Molecule: messenger RNA, 750 nt
Organism: Nipponia nippon (crested ibis)
Lineage: Eukaryota; Metazoa; Chordata; Aves; Pelecaniformes; Threskiornithidae
Source: RefSeq, a predicted model, not a curated record